Haliotis rufescens (red abalone) is the source of this 13846-nucleotide messenger RNA. RefSeq names its product phospholipid-transporting ATPase ID-like. The coding region runs from base 317 to 3919 and encodes 1200 amino acids. The record is from RefSeq and is a predicted model, not a curated record. Gene Ontology annotation, biological process: phospholipid translocation; Golgi organization. NCBI's taxonomy places the organism in Eukaryota, Metazoa, Mollusca, Gastropoda, Lepetellida, Haliotidae. The transcript has 25 exons. Gene Ontology annotation, molecular function: ATP hydrolysis activity; ATP binding; magnesium ion binding. Gene Ontology annotation, cellular component: plasma membrane.
UGAUCCAGGUAGAGGUUGGCACUAUCACUGUCAUUGUGGUCUCCUUUGUGUGCCUGUUUCUAUGUAUGUUGGGGCUCCUAAUACAAAUUGAUUGUGUGAUGGUGUGCAUGGUGUACAACUCUCACCUGAAUACUGCCCUGCACUUGUGGUAAAAGUGUGUUCACAAUGGAUAUUCACCUGGUCGAGGCACCAUAGUACGGUUUAGAACUGAUGGAAUGUGUUUGUCUUCGAGGUAAUCCAGCUGUGCUUGAGUGGGAGCUACUGACAUGUUGAUACGGAAAACCCCCUAGGCGCUGCUCAUCCAACAAGAUUCACCAUGAAGCCAUGCUGGAAGAAAGAACGGCCCCCGGAAAUUGAAAGAAGAAUAAAAGCCAAUGACACAGAAUACAAUGCUCAAUUUGAAUAUGCAAACAACUACAUUUCCACGUCCAAGUACAAUGUGCUUACAUUCCUGCCCAAGAACCUGUUCGAGCAGUUCCAGCGCCUGGCCAACGCCUACUUCCUGGGUCUGCUUAUCAUGCAGUUUAUUCCAGCUGUAACAUCACUUAGUCCUGUGACCACCAUCAUUCCAUUGGUGUUCGUGCUCACGGUGUCGGCCAUCAAGGAUGCAAUCGAUGAUUUCAAACGUCAUCGGAGCGAUGCACAGGUAAACAACAGGAAGUCAGAUGUAUUGCGAGAUGGCAAAAUCGUAUCGGCACGAUGGCACACCGUUGUUGUGGGCGACAUCAUACGACUCAGAAACAAUGACUUUGUUGCUGCUGACUUCAUGCUGCUGUCCACCAGUGAACCCAACAGUUUAUGCUACAUUGAGACUGCCGAGUUGGAUGGGGAGACCAAUCUUAAGGUGAAACAGGCCUUGCCAGAGACUGCGGUCAUUGGAGACGAUCAUCCAAAGAUGUCACAGUUUAAUGCGGAGAUAAUCUGUGAAGCUCCGAACAUCCGCCUGAGCAAGUUUGAGGGCAAGUUGACGUGGAAGGGAGAGACCUACUCCCUGGACAACGACAAGGUGGUGCUGAGGGGAUGUGUCUUGCGGAACACCCAGUGGUGCUACGGACUCGUCGUCUUCGCCGGACAUGACUCAAAGCUCAUGAUGAACAGCGGCAAGACAGUGUUCAAGAGAACCCACAUCGACCGACUCAUGAAUAUCCUCAUUGUUGGAAUAUUCCUGUUCCUCUUGACCAUGUGCCUCGUGACCACCAUUGCUUGUGGUGUCUGGGAGAGCGUGGUCGGCUUUGACUUCCAAUUGUAUCUGCCAUGGGAGACCUUUGUGAAUGACGACAAGGAGCAGGGUGCUGCAACAAUUGCUGUGCUGGUGUUUCUAUCUUACCUCAUCAUCCUCAACACUGUCGUACCCAUCUCCCUGUAUGUCAGUGUGGAGAUAAUCCGGCUAGUCAACAGCUUGUGGAUCAACUGGGAUGUCAAGAUGUACUUUGACAAGAAGGACACCCCUGCCAAAGCUCGGACCACAACCCUUAAUGAGGAGCUAGGACAGAUUGAAUACAUUUUUUCUGACAAGACAGGAACUCUCACACAGAACAUCAUGACAUUCAACAAGGCAUCUAUAGGUGGGAAAUCUUACGGAGACCCGCUGGACAACGAAGGCAACCCUCAGGACAUCACAGAGAGAACUCCCAAAGUAGAUUUCAGUGGGAAUGAAUAUGCAGAGAAGUCAUUUGAUUUUUACGACUCGCGUCUGCUGGAGCACACCAAGGGAGGCAACCACCAGGUGGAGGAGUUCUUCAGACUGCUGAGUCUGUGUCAUACAGUCAUGCCGGAGACCAAGGAGAGUGGUAACCUGGAGUACCAGGCUCAGUCCCCUGAUGAAGGUGCUCUGGUGUCAGCUGCACGGAAUUUUGGUUAUGUCUUCAAGUCUCGGACACCAAACACCAUCACAAUAGAAGUCCAGGGCAAACAGGAAGUGUACGAUCUGCUGUGCAUUCUGGACUUCAACAACUUCCGUAAGAGGAUGUCGGUGAUCGUGAAGAAGGACGGUGUCAUCACGCUGUACUGUAAGGGGGCUGACUCAGUCAUAUUCGAGCGUUUGGACAGAUCCUGUGCUGAACUGAAGGAAAUUACUUCACACCACCUUAAUGAGUUUGCUCAGAUAGGUCUGAGGACGCUGUGCUGUGCAUCCAAGGUCAUCGACGAAAACUUUUAUGUGGAAUGGAGGAAGAAAUAUCAUGAAGCCAGUACAACCUUGGACAACAGAGAUGACAAGAUGGAUGAUGUAUUCGAGGAGAUUGAGCAGAACCUGUGUCUCAUUGGUGCCUCGGCCAUUGAGGAUAAACUACAGGACGGUGUGCCAGAGACCAUUGCCAACCUGGCCUUGGCUGGCAUCAAGAUCUGGGUCCUCACUGGAGACAAACAGGAGACGGCCAUCAAUAUUGGUUACUCUUGCCGCCUGUUGACGGAGGAGAUGGAGGAGCCAUUCAUCAUUGAUGCCGACUCCUUCGAGGAGGUGGAAGCCCAGCUGCGGAAGGCCCUGGAAGACAUUGACAAGAUGAAGACCGGCAAGCCAAACGACGGAGUCAUCAUCGCCAACGGCCAGGGAGCCCACUAUAACGGAGCCAAUGGAAAUGUUGCCAUCUCGGAUGAAUAUGGGGAAUUUGCAGUGGUCAUAAAUGGUCACAGUCUGGCGUAUGCCCUAAAGCCGGAGCUGGAGAGGUUGCUGCUGGACCUGGGGUCAAGCUGCAAGGCCGUCAUCUGCUGCAGGGUCACGCCGCUCCAGAAGGCCCUCGUGGUCGACCUGGUCAAGAAACACAAGAAAUCAGUGACGCUUGCAAUAGGAGAUGGGGCUAAUGAUGUCAGCAUGAUCAAAAUGGCACACAUCGGUGUCGGCAUCAGUGGUCAAGAGGGCAUGCAGGCCGUGUUGGCCAGUGAUUUCUCCAUGGCUCAGUUCCGCUACUUGGAAAGGUUGCUGCUCGUCCAUGGCCGUUGGUCCUACCUCAGAAUGUGCAAAUUUCUGCGAUAUUUCUUUUACAAAAACUUUGCAUUCACAUUGUGCCAUUUCUGGUAUGCCUUCUUUUGUGGCUUCUCCGCUCAGACGUUGUACGACCCCUACUUCAUUUCCUUGUACAACUUGUUCUACACAUCGCUCCCCAUCCUGGUCCUCGGUAUCUUCGACCAGGAUGUGAAUGACGACUACUCCAUCCGCUACCCGAAGCUGUACGCCCCGGGGCUGAAAGACGCACUCUUCAACAAGAAGACAUUUAUGUACAGUACCCUGGAAGGCAUCAUUACCUCCCUUGUGUUGUUCUUUAUACCAUAUGGUGCCUUCAACUACGCCAUCGGUCCAGAUGGCAAGUCAGAAGUGGACCAGCAGUCCUUCGGCUGUGUCGUGUCCUCCAUCCUCGUCGUUGCUGUCAAUGUCAGGUGUGCACUUGACACUUCGUACUGGACCGGGUUCAACCACUUCGUGGUAUGGGGCAGCAUCAUCUACUAUUUCUGCUUCAUCCUCGCCUUCUACUCCGAAGGCAUCAACUACUCAUAUGUGGGUGUGGCCUUCGAGGUGUUCUCCUCCGCCCAGUUCUGGUUCAGCCUCCUUCUGACUUGUACAGUGCUCAUAGUGCCUGUCGUGGCCUACCGGUUCUACCAGACGAACAUUACUCCAUCCCUUGCUGAUAGGGUGCGGCUACGACAGCGAAUCAAGAAGGUUAAGUCACGAUCACGUGACCUUCAUGUGCGAAGACAAUCCACAAUGCGUCGAAGCACAAGGUCACUACGGUCAGGCUAUGCGUUUGCUCACCAAGAGGGCUUUGGCAAUCUUAUUACCAGUGGUAUAAACAUGCGAGAACGGGCUAUAGAGCGGAAAAAGGAACCAGUCACGCUAACAAAGAUAACUCGCCAUGACAGUCAUAAGGCUGCUGGAGCCUCUGGAAAUGGAGUAUCUGAUAACAUUAUCUUCGUGGAAAGGUUGUGAUAUCCUUCAUGACAAGAACAAUAUUUUUAGAUGACAUUUGCCUUGAUGUAUAUAUUUGACUGUGCACUGGUUAAUUGAUAAUGAUUGGUUCUUGGAGUUGGUGCUUCAUGUAAGACAUAUGUUGGAAUUAUAUAUAUAUAUGCAGGAGUAGUUGUCUCCCUUUGGCUCCCACUCCAAAAGACGACUAUAUAUGGGUGAUUAAGGAGGAUUAAAUUGACAAACUCAAUAACAUUCAUCAAUAUUUUUUACCUACAUUUUACGAUAGACGUUAUCAAUGUAUUUUUCCUGUUCAUGACCACAUUAAUAGUUCUGCAGAGAAUUGAAGGGAGAUAACUCUGGAAACUUAUAUGUUCAAGGACCAACCACAUUUUAGUAUAUGACGAUGACGUAUGAAGCAGCUGGUUCAUUUUGAGACGCAGUGUUGACAGUGAUGGAUGGAUACAUUCAUCACCUGUCUGCAAGUGAUACUGUGAAAUGUGCACAGACGAAACCCAGGGUUUAUUCACAAGCAGUGCAUAAUGACACAGUGUACAUAUCAUACUCUUUACAUAUGUCAAUAGCAGAGAGAUGUAUUUAAUUGUAAAUAAUAUAAUUUUACCAAAACAUAAUGUUGAUCAUAAUCAUUUUUAUGUAUGAUCUGGUUUCAAACCACAUGAUGUUUCAAUGAUGUUUUCUCAUGUACCACAUGAAAUCAGUGAUAAUGUUAAAUUUGUUGAAAAUAAACGAAAGCAAGCUAUGGUUGCUUAAUGUUAGAGAAUAAAUUGCACUCUAAGUGUUUUCGAAAAUAUAGAUGCUUAAAGGCAGCAGCAAUCUUAUAUGACAUGUAAGUGUUGGUGAUUGUAUUCCUUGUGGCUGUUGAAAUGUUUAAGUUGUGUAUUCAAGUUUUUGCUGUCUGCUGAGCGUCUCCAUCUUCUUCACUCCAGAUUCCAUCAAUUUCCAUCGGACGUUAUGUCCAAGCACUCCAUCAGUAAGGCAUAUAAUGUGUGUAUGAUUAUGCCAAAAUAAUGUUCUACUUCUAAUGCAUAUUAUUGUUAUAUGUUUUUGUAUUCCGGAUGUAACUGGAAACUAUUGGCUUUUAACAAUUUGAUAAUCCUUCAGUUUUGGUGUUAACAUGCAUACUCAACCGAAAUGCUGCUUCUGUUACACUUUCUUUGGAGGGCGGAUCUUAAAUUUUGAAAAAUGUGAAGUAAAAUAAAAAUCAGAUACUUUUUAGGGGUAUUUUUGUAAUCCCCAAGAGAACAGGUAUGAACUGACUGAACCCCCCCCCCCCCCCCCGAAUCCACCUGUAGAUACACCUGUUGACUCGGCUUGCGUUAGACAAGAUGGCUGCACAAGAUGGUGGCCAGUUUCAAUAAUGCCCUCACACAGUUGCUGUGUUCUGUGUAACCUUGAGUCUGUGUCUAAACAUAGUGAGGGUCAUCAUUUAGGUACUUAUAUUCCGAGUACAUCAAACUGACCUGGCUCAAGGCUGCCUCCUGACCUGAAACCAGCCAUCGUUUGUCAAACUGACCACUACAUGAUCAAACAGAGGUACUGUUAAAAGCUGCAUGGAAAACAACUAUCAUCUUCAUAAAUCUCAUUCAAAAUGCUUUCUCUGAAGACCAUACCAUUUGCAGGAUUUCAGGAACUUGUUAUCUUCUAGUACUUGAAAUUGUCAAUAAAAGCUAAGUAAAGAUAGAAAAAUGGAUGGUUAAUUGAUUAUUGAUAAACUGAGCUAGAAUGUAGGCAGUAGGUAACUUAGAUGCAGAGUGGCAGUAUUAUUAUGUGGAGAACCGGCAUCUACCAUUGUAAUAGCUGGUAGUCUGAUAUAUACUUCUAAAAAAGGUUAAGGACUCCCCGAUUCUUUCAUAUUACUAUAGUUCAUCUGUCAUGGGAUUGGGUGGUCCUUAACUUGUUUUAAAAGUAUUGAACAGUACCGGUAAUCAGUACUCAACUGUGUGGACAUGUAUAUUAUGAACAAUCACAUCACUUGCACAAUGCAUUUGAUUUUUAACUAGGUGUUUAACAUUUAGCAACUGUGUAAUUGUCAUAAUGUGCUAUUCAGUUGUUAACAACUGGAUAUUUUUUUAGGCUUGAUCUCUUCAGAAUGCAACUAAUUUUUUUAAUAAUCAUUUCUGUAUGUUUGAGAGAAACAAAUUCAUAUUUUCUUUAUUCCUUGCAUAUCACAGGAGCAGUGAUAGCUUCAGUUCACAUCCGAGUGUUACUAAGAAGUGUUGAUUGCCAUGGCUACGAAGAAAACUUUUAUAGUUGUAAUAUAACACUUGCUUUUGGAAACAAACCAGCUACCUAUGAUAAACAUUUCUCAAAAAAUAUCAACAUAUCUUUUAUUGUUUUUUUGUGUGUAAAUGUUUCCUUAUUUUAUAACAGUGUGAAAUUUGCUUUGAAUAUUGUUGUUGAGAGUGACCUCCCCUUAUCUACAAUGUCAAUUUAGUUUUUUAGUUAUUUUGUAACGUGUUGUACUAGGGUUUGGGUCAAGACUUGUUGCCAAGCACCCACACCACUGUUAGGUCACCUAAUAUAUAGCAACUAUAUACACGUUUAAUGUCCGAGUAAGAUGAUGGCAAGUUAAUAAUGAAGCAUUAAAAUGUUUUGUGGCAAGAGUCUAAAAAGACCUACACACCCCAAAAAUUCAAACAAAUGUUGACGGUAUGACCCUGUGGCUAACAUUAUUCAUUUCACCGUGUCUGGGUAGGUCACAGUCUAACCAGGAUGUCGGACCUCUUGUUCCCCGACCGCCCAUAACCCUGAUGUAUCAGUGAAUUCUUCUACACUUGAUAAGUGCCAAAUCACUAUGACUUAACAUGAAUGUUAAUAUUGCCUAGGAUUGUGAAUAAAACAGAAAAUAACAAUCCUUUUUUUUAUAAAAAAAUUGUUUUUUCGUGAGUUGCAUUUUUUUAAAUUGGGGAAAGAAAUACAAUAUAAAUUGAUAGAUUUAUUUUAAUUAUUUGUUUUUUCUGCAUCAUUGUGGAAGCUGAGGUGUAACUUUGUCAAUGUGUUUAUUUCAUGUAUUCACUUAGCUUCCUACUUUCAUUGAACUAUGUAAGGGACUAUUGUUUUUGUUUAAUGCUGGAAGCAUCUUAUAGGAUUUCAAAUGAACUUUUGCAAAGUUUUAUAAAAUUUCUGGGAAUGUUGUUUUCUAUUUCAUUCACAUCCAUAUUUGUACAUAUAUUGUCAUGACUUUACAGGCGAGAGCUACAAGGUAGUCACAUGUUUAUGUGUGUAUACCGGUGUAUCACUGUGGGUUAUCAUGGAUUUUAUGUUUAUGUGUGUAUAUAUCACUGUGGGCAGUCUUGUAGUUGUAUGUGUGAUGUGUCAAUACACCACUGUGGGUUGUCACGGAAUGUAAUCCACGUCACUUCUCCCAGUAGAAACAGGAAGCGUAGUCUAUGUGCAUAAUGACUUGGAUAUAUGACUCCAUUGUGUGGUAAUAGUAUUCACACGUUACAGUAGGCCUCUGAAGGAUUCUUCAUGCUCAUAUCAGUGGUCCUUAGCUGAUACUUCAUAUUUGUUUCAUAAGAAAACCUCGGACAUUAUUUGUGCUAAUCAGCAGUUAUAAGUUGGCAAAAAUCACACAUAAUUUGAAUAUCUUAUACUAUCCAUGUCUUGAGAGCAAUAUGAAUUAUAUUUUAUAAAUUGAACUGAGGUAAAUCAGAGGACAUAUAUCGGUAUAUGGUCACUGGGUAAAUUAUUAAAAAAUGUUUCCGUUAAUUCUUUGAAAGUUACCAAUCUUUAUCAUGCUUGAGAAUAUUUGAAGACAUCAUUCAUGCUGUCACCAAUCGCACCUGUUGGCGUACAUUUCAUUGAAGGAAAUAGAAGAUAUAACAGCCAUUUCUACAAGAUGAAUUAUCAUUUGAAUUCAGUUUAAAUGUACAUUUACUGUACAUAGAUUUGUUGUUCUGUACAUAGAUAUUGGGAACGCCAUCUUUCAACAAGGAAUGUUUAAGCGUUGAUCUAUGUACAUUGUGAAGCUAGACCGAUCCAGGUCAUGUUACACGUAUCCAGUGAUUGUGUUGAUUUCAAAUGAUUCAUAUGCAAAUUAUAUGUACUAUUUACACACUGUUAUCAUAUUGAUGAAACUAUUUUUAAACUAUUUUGUCAUCCUCAGUGUGAUACAGAAUAUGUAAAUAUUUUCAUGUGAAUUAAGAAAUGUGUUGCCAUGGCUGCAUCGUUUCCAUGGUGACCUAUAUAAAUAUAUAUAUAUUUUGUUUGUAUAUUAUACACCCUUGUUUCUUUCAGCCAACUCUAAACGUCCUAUUCCAACUGAAGCCUGUUCUUGUAAACACUCUUAAGGGGUAUGUUUGCACGAAUAAAUAGUCAUAAUAAUUCCAAUGACUGAAUGCAACUAAAUCAUCAUGUGAUUUUGAAAUACUAAGUGCAAUUUUGGUGCAGCUGGAAAUUUCGUGGUGUAUAUGUUGUGCUGAUGUAAGAAGUAAGAAUUUUGUGAAUAGUAUUUCUAGUAUGUCAUAAUAAGGAGAAUGACUUUUUGAACAUGGUGAUACAUAAUAAGGACAACAUUUAUUGUAGAGAUGUGAUGGUUGCCUGUCAAUUGUUGAACUGCUUACAAGGGCCUUGGUUUGGCUGAACAUGUGCUUGAUAAGCAGACACACGUACUCUUGCCACAGAGUGGUGUGAACAUUGACGUCUGUCUGUCUGUGUGUGUUACUCUGUGACAACUGAACUUGCUCCCUUUGUGUUCACAGUAUAAAUAUUCUCUAUAUCAUGCUAUGUUUAUGGAGCAUUGCGCAUUCUUUUGUAAUGAUUAACACCUUUGCUUAUCAGUUUGACCUUCAGCAAAUGCAUAUCUCCCUGAUGCCUACCCCUAGUCAGAUGUCCUAGACAUAAGAAUAGCACAUGAACUGACUACCUGACAAGUAAUUCUACCUCCACAACCCUGUAAUCUGGAACUUUACCCUAACUUUAUGAUUGACCUUUACCUUAACCACUGACCUUGGCUCGAACACUAUCACUAACCUUGACAUUACCAUUAAUCUCAUUGCUGACCUUGGCUCGAACACUAUCACUAACCUUGACCCUUACCAUUAAUUUCAUCACUGACCUUGACCCUUACACUAAGACUCAACCCUGACCUUUACUUCAACUGAAACUGACCCUGAUUCUAUCUCCACUUCUGAAGUGAACAUUAGUCAAGCCAAAUCCUGCUCCUCACCUCUCUGCUAACUCAUCCAUACAUUGAGUGACAAUUACGACUACACACACGCCAUCACCCCGACUCCUCCAUCCUCAUGUGGGAUAUGUACUUCGUAUCUACGUGGUGAGUUCUGGUUAUUUCCAUUGAAGAUGUAUGCAGCUAUCAUAACUAGGUUCAUCACACUUGAGGUGCAAGUCUACAAGUAGCAUAUACUGAAAAUUGUGUGCUCACUACAAAAGAAUUUCCAAAAAUCUAUUCACGAUCCCUAGCAUUUUUUCGUUCAGUAUAUAUACAUACCAGAGGCCGUCCUUUUUUGGCAUGGUGUACACCCUCGCCUGUCUGUCAUUGCUAGUUAUCAGUCACCACGAACACCAUCCUAUUUCAUAGAUAGCAGAACUCACAUCCAAUAUUCUUGUUCAGGUUACAGAAGGUCAAGCUGGUUGCUGUGAAUACACAAUGCCAUUUAGAAAGUGGUCAGAUGUAACAAAUGUUAUAUUUGGGAUAACACUUUCUUAGUAAAGUACAGAUUCUCGUACUUUUUUGGGGUUGAGUCCAGUCUGGGAUUCGAUCCCACACUUGCCAGAGUGAGGCACCUAAUCGCCAGCACACAAAGUCAGCGAUCUAACCCACUCAGCCACUGAGGCUUCCACAAAAAUGAAAGUCCGACAACUGGUAGUCUAGAUCACGUACUUUGAGUACCCCUCUGACAAGUGUAAAUUGGCACGCUAUGAAUACACAAUGCCUGAGAAUACAAAAGUACGAGAAUCUGUACUUUACUAAGAAAGUGUUAUCCCAAAUAUAACAUUUUUACAAGCUGGUUGCUCUAGUCAUGGAAAAGGGGCCAUCCAUUUAAAUAGCAGAUAUGACUAAGUAGUGAAUAUGACCAACAACAUUGACCAGUAAACAUUUGUCUACCCAUAUGUCUAAGUAGCAAAUAUGUCCCAGUACUGAUAAUAAUCAGUUAUGAUAAUAUGGACCUUUGAGCAGCUAUCUGUUAGCUACUAGGAAUCAACAAUGAUAAAGACAUGCCUUGUCCUGUAUAUGCCCUCAUCUUAGUAUCCUGUCACCGUCUACCAGACACCCAUAAUCUGUGUGAGACACAGCGGAGAAACCACACAUGAUGAUACUGAGGGUACAGGUAGAGGUCAUCUGCAUGUGGUCCCUGGUACAGGGAGAGGCCAUCUGCAUGUGGUCCCUGGUACAGGGAGAGGUCAUAUGCAUCUGGUCCCUGGUACAGGGAGAGGUCAUCUACAUGUGGUCCCUGGUACAGGGAGAGGUCAUAUGCAUCUGGUCCCUGGUACAGGGAGAGGUCAUCUACAUGUGGUCCCUGGUACAGGGAGAGGUCAUAUGCAUCUGGUCCCUGGUACAGGGAGAGGUCAUCUGCAUGUGGUCCCUGGUACAGGGAGAGGUCAUAUGCAUCUGGUCCCUGGUAUAGGGAGAGGUCAUCUGCAUGUGGUCCCUGGUACAGGGAGAGGUCAUAUGCAUCUGGUCCCUGGUACAGGGAGAGGUCAUCUGCAUGUGGUCCCUGGUACAGGGAGAGGUCAUCUGCAUGUGGUCCCUGGUACAGGGAGAGGUCAUCUACAUGUGGUCCCUGGUACAGGGAGAGGUCAUCUACAUGUGGUCCCUGGUACAGGGAGAGGUCAUCUACAUGUGGUCCCUGGUACAGGGAGAGGUCAUAUGCAUCUGGUCCCUGGUACAGGGAGAGGUCAUCUACAUGUGGUCCCUAGUACAGGGAGAGGUCAUCUGCAUGUGGUCCCUGGUACAGGGAGAGGUCAUAUGCAUCUGGUCCCUGGUACAGGGAGAGGUCAUCUACAUGUGGUCCCUGGUACAGGGAGAGGUCAUCUACAUGUGGUCCCUGGUACAGGGAGAGGUCAUCUGCAUGUGGUCCCCGGUACAGGGAGAGGUCAUCUGCAUGUGGUCCCUGGUACAGGGAGAGGUCAUCUGCAUGUGGUCCCUGGUACAGGGAGAGGCCAUCUGCAUGUGGUCCCUGGUACAGGGAGAGGUCAUCUACAUGUGGUCCCUGGUACAGGGAGAGGUCAUCUACAUGUGGUCCCUGGUACAGGGAGAGGUCAUCUACAUGUGUUCCCUGGUACAGGGAGAGGCCAUUGGUGGGCCCGCUCACUACAGUACAGCAAGAUAUCUAUGUUUCUUUUCACUUUCUUGUUAAUCAGUUUGUUCUCAUACAUCGGAUGUCAAUAAAUUGUACUGUCAGUGACGUUUGUGUAAAUUAUUUGAUGAAAUUAUGCAUAUAACAUUUUGUUACAUUGCUAUGCUCUUUUAUGUUUUUUUAGUGUUUUUUUAAUUGUGCACAAAGUCAUAUCAUUUCUUCCAUUUGUUUCCUAGUUGUUUUGUUCGGGGAAACAAUUUCAAUUGUUUUGUUAUCCAUCUGUUUAUGUUGCCAUGGGACCAAGAUUUGUUAGGUGUUUUCACAUGGUAAAGAGGCUUUAUUUGAAAUAUUCCACACUUUUUUUAAUGUAAAAGCUUCGACUUAACAAAUUAUGUUGAAAACUCUGAAUUUAAUUUCAAUAUUAUUUUCAAGCUUUAAGCAUGAAAAUAAUGUAACAGGGACUAAAUGGAGUUGUUUUACGAACAUGUAAUGUUUUAUGUUUCUUGGGUUAAGCCCCUUUUUCUAAUAUCAUGGUCGGUAUUUUAUGCCGACAGUGAAGUCCCACAUUCUGUACCCAACAUGCAAUGUCAUCCUGACCAACACUGACGAGUAGCUCUGUCAUGGAAGAAAAUGCCUGUUCUUGAGAGUAGUUUAUCACUUCUGUUAUAUGUCCUUGACUCAGCAUCAGCCCUGUGGGUUCCUUGUUAGAACAGGUCCCCAGCAACCUAUACUUGUCAUAAGAGGUGACUAAGGGAUCAGGCGGUUGAUGUGGUAGAUUGUGUGUCAUCAUGCCUCCACGUUGGGCCUUGCUCAUAACAUCGAUCUCUGGUUUGUCUGGUCAGACCUAGUUUAGUUAUUCAUAGGCUGCUCUGAUAUUGCUGAUAUAUUUCUGACUGUGGCAUUUGUCCUCAAGUAAACCCAAUGCAUAAUCACCAUCCAGGGCUUGUAAGAAAACUGCAUGUCAGCAAUACAGAGUUGGGGCAAAUGGGAUGAUCGUGGUCAUCGUUGGUAUCCUUGAUGGCUGAGGGGUGGCCAAGCAGAUCAAGUUGACUUCCUUCAACUUGGAUGUACUUGGGAAAAGAACCAAUUGAUGACCAUGACUGUGGCUUGGAGUGACACCCUCACUAUCGACCAUUGGUUUGCCAGACAGGUUGCCAUGUUAGGUUAACAUAGGUCCGACUGCAGUGACCUACAUUCACUGGUAUGCAACUUGUCUGCAUUUUAUAGUUAAGGACUGGAACUGCUUAUAUUUGUCCGUUCUUGUUAAGUUGUCUGGAGAAUAUCAUAUUAGGGGCAUGUACUUUGUAUGUUCUGGCACUGUUGGGAUCAAAUUGGGGGCGUGUACUUUGUAUGUUCUGGCACUGUUGGGAUCUUAUUGGGGGCAUGUACUUUGUAUGUUCCGGCACUGUUGGGAUAAAGUUAGGGGCGUGUACUUUGUAUGUUCUUGCACUGUUGGGAUCUUAUUGGGGGCAUGUACUUUGUAUGUUCCGGCACUGUUGGGAUAAAGUUAGGGGCGUGUACUUUGUAUGUUCUGGCACUGUUGGGAUCAUAUUGGGGGCAUGUACUUUGUAUGUUCCGGCACUGUUGGGAUCAUAUUGGGGGCGUGUACUUUGUAUGUUCCGGCAGUGAGAGGCUCAUAUUGAGGACGUGUACUUUGAAUGUUCCGGCAGUGUGAGGAUCGUAUUGAGGACGUGUACUUUGUGUGUUCCGGCAGUGAGAGGAUCAUAUUGAGGACAUGUACUUUGUAUGUUCCGGCAGUGUGAGGAUCUUAUUGAGGACAUGUACUUUGUGUGUUCCGGCAGUGUGAGGAUCAUAUUGAGGACAUGUACUUUGUAUGUUCCCGCAGUGUGAGGAUCAUAUUGAGGACAUGUACUUUGUGCGUUCCGGCAGUGUGAGGAUCAUAUUGAGGACAUGUACUUUGUAUGUUCCCGCAGUGUGAGGAUCAUAUUGAGGACAUGUACUUUGUAUGUUCCCGCAGUGUGAGGAUCAUAUUGAGGACAUGUACUUUGUACGUUCCGUCAGUGUGAGGAUCAUAUUGAGGACGUGUACUUUGUAUGUUCCGGCAGUGAGAGGAUCAUAUUGAGGACGUGUACUUUGUAUGUUCCGGCAGUGUGAGGAUAAUAUUGAGGACGUGUACUUUGUAUGUUCCGGAAGUGAGAGGAUCAUAUUGAGGACGUGUACUUUGUACGUUCCGGCAGUGUGAGGAUCAUAUUGAGGACGUGUACUUUGUAUGUUCCGGAAGUGAGAGGAUCAUAUUGAGGACGUGUACUUUGUAUGUUCCGGCAGUGAGAGGAUCAUAUUGAGGACGUGUACUUUGUACGUUCCGGCAGUGAGAGGAUCAUAUUGAGGACGUGUACUUUGUACGUUCCGGCACUGUGAGGAUCAUAUGAGAGGUGUGUUUAUUCCGGGACUUGAGGAUCAUAUCAGGUGUGAGGAUCAUAUUUGGGGGUUUGUACAUUCUGGCACUGUGAGGGUCAUAUUUAGUGUGUACAGGAUUGUCUCUGCACUAUGAAGAUCAUAUCACGAUGUAUCAGUUGCUUGUCCUGACAGUACACUAUGUUUAUGUCCCAUCAUGCUCCUCCUGACUGCUGUUAGCCGUUUAUUGUAACAUUCUCAAAUUUACAAGUGAUUUUUUUCUGAGAUAUGGCAAUAAAAUGAAUUAUUUUCAAAA